AGAAGCCCGUUUCACUGAUUUUGAGGGGAAGACCUCUUUUGGCAUGUCAGUCUUCAAUUUGGGCAAUGCCAUUAUGGGCAGUGGGAUUUUGGGAUUGGCCUACGCUAUGGCCAAUACUGGCAUACUGCUUUUCCUGUUUCUCCUCACGGCUGUAGCUGGUCUCUCCUGCUAUUCUAUUCACCUCCUGCUGAAGUCCUCUGGUGUUGUGGGAAUCAGAUCUUAUGAACAGCUGGGGUUCAGGGCCUUUGGAAUCACAGGGAAGAUGGCGGCCGGAAUAGCAAUCACCCUUCAAAACAUUGGAGCCAUGUCCAGUUACUUAUACAUCGUCAAGUCAGAGUUCCCACUGGUCCUGCAGGCUUUUUUGAAAGCAGACACCAGUUCAGGUCAAUGGUAUCUCAAUGGAAACUACUUGGUGGUGCUUGUGUCUCUUUCGGUCAUCCUGCCUUUGGCUCUAAUGAAGCAGCUGGGUUACCUUGGUUACACCAGUGGUUUUUCACUCAGCUGCAUGGUCUUCUUCCUCAGUGCAGUCAUUUAUAAGAAGUUCCAGAUCCUGUGCCCAUUCGAGGAGUUUUCGUCCAAUAGCACGCUGGCACAGGCUCAUUCAAACGUGACGGUGGACCACGCCCACGGUUACCAUAACGGACAUGUGAUGGUGGACGACUCCCACUGCAGCCCACAGAUGUUCACCGUCAACACACAUACCGCAUACACCAUCCCCAUCCUGGCCUUCGCUUUCGUCUGCCACCCUGAGGUCCUGCCCAUCUACACUGAGCUGCGCAACCCAACUCAGAAGAAGAUGCAGCACAUUUCCAACAUUUCCAUUCUGAUCAUGUACACUAUGUACUUCCUUGCUGCUCUCUUUGGAUACCUAACGUUUUACACUAAAGUUGAGGCCGAGCUUCUGCACACAUACAGCAGGAUCGACCCCUACGACACACUCAUCCUCUGCGUGCGUUUGGCUGUGCUCACCGCUGUCACACUGACUGUGCCCAUCGUUCUGUUCCCAGUGCGAAGAGCCAUUCAAGAGAUGAUGUUCCCUAAUAAAACCUUCAACUGGAUCCGACACGUCAUCAUCGCUGUCAUUCUCCUGACCUUCAUCAACAUCCUGGUCAUCUUCGCGCCCAACAUCCUGGGCAUCUUUGGCAUCAUUGGUGCAACAUCCGCUCCCUGUCUUAUCUUCAUCUUCCCUGCUGUCUUCUACAUCCGUAUUGUGCCCAAGGAUAAGGAGCCAAUGCGCUCCACCCCCAAAAUCUUUGCUGCCUGUUUUGCUGGACUGGGCAUGUUGUUUAUGAUAAUGAGCUUGAGCUUCAUCAUCAUUGAUUGGACGACAGGCAGCAGCAGUACUAUGGGUGGCCACUAGGAGACAAACUUUGUUGAUGAAUGUGUGUUUUUGUAUGAGAGUGUGAGGUGUAUGUUAGGUUAGUGAUGUAACAUACUGGAAGUGAUCUGAUUGAUUUUUAUCCAUAUUUUCCUGCCUGUUAUGACACGGAGGAUGCCCUAUCCCACUGUGGAAAGGAAAAGGUGAGGGGGACCCAACGUAACAUCCCAUUUUACACAGAUAAUCUGCCAGCAGAUAAUGGGGAAGAACUGCAUUAUUCUGGAAAAAACACGUCUGAUAAAUUCACACUGAUGUUUUAUAUUUUAAAACCUGUGAAAGCGCUGAUAUUGUCAAUUUGGGCAAUUUUUUUUAUUGCAAUUUAUUUAUUCAAGGUUUAGUACAGCAGUCUCCAAACUCGGUCCUGGAGGGCUGGAGUCCUGCAGAGUUUAGCUCCAACUUGCCUCAACCCACUUGCCUGCAAGUUUCUAGCAUGCCUAGUAAGACCUCGAUUAGGUUCAGGUGUUUUUAACUUACAGUACAGACCAAAAGUUUGGAAACAUUACUAAAUAUUACUGUUUUUUCUGUAUUUUUGAUCAAAUAAAUGCAGGCUUGAUGAGCAGAAGAAACUACUUUCAAAAACAUUAAAAUUGUAAUGUUUCCAAACGUUUGGUCUGUACUGUAUGUUAAGGCUUAAGUUUGCUUGUCGUUAUUUUUAUUUAUCUCUCACUCUCUGUUUUUCCUAUCCAGAGUACUUAUACUUGACAAAACUGAAUGCAAGUACUGUAGUAACACAUAGUUGAAUCCUUCUAGAUUUCUUUUAAGUGACAGUACAUGCAUUCUACAAAAGUCACCUAUAUAUCAGAUUUUUACAAAUGUAAUUCUGUGUUUUACUUUGCUCAUAGAACGAGGAGAUUGUAGAGGUUUUGAUUCCUCUCUGGGUGUAGAAUGAAGCAGGCCAGUUUAGUAAAGAUGGAUCGAUAGUUGGUUUACUCUCCAGUGGGCUUUGGACAAUCAGUGAGUCGCAUUACUACCUAUUUUAGGUAACUUGCAGUGUUUUCGAGUCAAGUGAGAGUACAAUUUAUCAAAUCGCACAAUUUCAGUGUGCCAAAGCGAAGGAUUUCUAUAGUCCUUCAUGAAUGUCAUGAAUGUCAUGAAGUAUAUUUUCAGUUUUCCUAAAGUACAAUAGACAGAAUGCAAGGCAUGCCUUGAUCACAUUGAGAUUUAAACAGUGAAAAACAUAUUUAUUUAAUUGUAUUGAAUAUAUUUUGCAGUUCACUGGAUGAGUAUUAGUGUGUGUUAUAGUAUUAAUGUGUACAAUACCGGUGUCCUUCAUCGGUUUUGUUUGUCAUGAUAUUCAAGGUCAUUUAUACAAACACUAGUCAAGGACCUCAUAUACGAAUACAAAACUAUAUUUUACUUGAAAUGGACAUAAUCUCCCCUGUAUUAGAAUUCCAACAGUUAUAUUAAAGAUGAAAAUUAUCAAAAAUGAAAAUUAACUGAAAAUUUACUCACACUGAGGUCAUCCAAGAUGUAGAUGAGUUUGUUUCUUAAUCAGAAAAGAUAUGGAGAAAUGUAGCAUUGCAUCACUUGCUCACCAGUGGAUCCUCUGCAGUGAAUGGGUGCCGUCAGAAUGAGUGUCCAAACAGCUGAUUAAAACAUCACAAUAAUCCACAAGUCAUCCAUACCACUCCAGCUGAUCAAUUAACGUCUUGUGAAUUGAAACAAAUCCAUUUAGACUUUUUUUCCCUCCAAAUCAUUGCUUCUGGACAAAAUAAACAUGCAGGGAUGUAAUGCUACAUUUCUCCAAAUCUUUUCCGAUGAAGAAACAAAUGGCUCUACAUCUUGAAUGCCCUGAUGGUGUGUACAUUUUCAGCAAAUUUUCAUUUUUGGGUGAAUGAAGUUUAAGUGAUAUAGUUUGGAAGCUGCUCUCAAUAUCUCACAUGAAAAAACACAUCUGUGUAGUUCCUUUUCUUGUAAUCUGAGUAUUUGUGGACCCUGUUUUGGUGUUAGCAGUAGUUAAUGAACCAGCUGAUAUAUAGAAGCAUGAAACACCUGUAAUUAUUAUUAUUAUUUUUUUUUUGUAGUUAAAAGGAAAAUUGUUGCUUAUUUGAAGUUUGAAAUAACUUACUCUUAAUCAGUGGUUCGUGUGAUGCUUUCAAAACUUCAAUGUGUUCAGAUUCUGCCAAAAUAUUAUGCAGUGCAAUCCUGUUGUUCAAUAAUUGUGCUAAUAUUAUGUUAACUGACGACUAACUAGAUUGGUAGCGGAAGAUAUCGGUAAACCAUGAGCAAACAUGAGUUAUUCUGCAACAGAAAUUAGCAUGCAGUUCAUAUCACCACAUUAAUGACAGGAAUAAAAAUUGAUAAGGAAUUGACUUUUAUUUGUGACAGAGAAAGUGUAGCUAACAUCAUAGUUCUGUUUGCAUUGUCAACCAAAAAAACAAACUGAACUUUAUGCUGGAGACUGAAGAGCAGUGCCAGUGGUCCCCAGGAGUCACUGUUAAACAUGGCAAUGAUGGCAAUGAUUGUUUUUUUUUCAGUAUUUCCCUGAAACUGAUCAUUUAAUUAUAAUAUGUGCUUUUUUAAGUACUAUAAAUCUAAAUAUAUUAAAGAAAAGUGCCUUACUUUACAACCAGCUACCUUAUAAACUCUUAAGAUACUACCUUUUUUUUUUUCCAAUGAGCCCUGUAAGUGUUUGUUAUAGCCCUCAAACUUUUUUUUAAAAGUUUCCUCAAUGCUAGUUUGUAAUUUUUAUAUUAUAAUAAUAAUCUUCUUUAAAUAAUAUUCUUUCAGUCAAGUUAUAUCCUUGCUGAGUAUAUUUAGCUUCAACCACAGUAGCAUUGGAUUGAAGAUAAAAUCAAGGGUACUGAAUAAUGAUAAUUUUGUGAUUUAUAUGGUGGUUAAUAAUGCAAGAUUGAUUAUGACUGAAAUUCUAUAAAAGUUAUUUGCCUCAUUGCUGCCCCGUUUAUAUACCUUUUCUUUAAACAUGUUUUACUAACAUUUGCUAUAUUCAUAUCUGGUACAGAUCAUCUGGAUUUUAUCCUUUCAAUAAGGAAAAUGCAAACCAGUUUGUUUUUCAAAGCAUUAUUUACACACUAUUUAAUCAAUACAGUUUGGUUCAUAUGAUAGUUUGUUUAGUGCAUUCGUAUAUACUGUACAUAAAUGUGAACCACUUUAUUUGUAAUGCAUAUUUAGCUUGUAUAGUGUAAAUAGUAGAACCACAUUGACAAUAAAAAGCUGUUUUUAAACCU
Molecule: messenger RNA, 4566 nt
Organism: Carassius auratus (goldfish)
Lineage: Eukaryota; Metazoa; Chordata; Actinopteri; Cypriniformes; Cyprinidae
Product: sodium-coupled neutral amino acid transporter 3-like
Exons: 14
Coding region: 44-1360 (438 amino acids)
Biological process (GO): asparagine transport; histidine transport; L-glutamine transport
Cellular component (GO): plasma membrane
Molecular function (GO): L-glutamine transmembrane transporter activity; L-asparagine transmembrane transporter activity; L-histidine transmembrane transporter activity
Source: RefSeq, a predicted model, not a curated record